CAACACUGAAGUACAGUGUGUCAAAUCGUAGAGUUUGCACUUAACCACCGUGGAGUCUGGACUCUGGACUCUAGACUCUGGACCCCUCCGUCAACUUUAACAACAAACUUCAAUGGAAUAUUAGAACUUCAAUUUUCAGCAAAUCUUGUCUACCUUGGGAGAUUAACCAAUAAUUCAUUCUCAAUCAUCAAAAUUGUAGAUUAAGGAUGUUUUAUGCACUCAUUCGUCAAGUCUGAUGAGUCGUUUCUAGGCAUCCAGGCAGCUACUCCAUAUCGUACAUAACUAUCUCGUAUCUCAUCUACGGCGUAAAUAACAACAGUAACAUCCUUGCUCAGCUUCGAUCAUAGUACCCGCUCUCUACCCUGCCUUAUGUGAGUCAACCUCGGAAUAGCAUCCGAAUUAAUGGAUAGUUAAUCCCCCCACAAUACCAGGUACGCCGUUCCUCAAUACGUCUACCAAUGGUGCUACAUACCUAGUAUUAUUGUUUCAUCAGCCUGAGCGACGAUAAAACGUAUUCUCUUAAACCGCUAUACGAUAUACUUUGGGCUUUCUGCAACAGCUCGUUUAGCUCAUCUUACUUUGACAUACCAAUAAUUCAACAUGGCAGGACCCCCUGUAUUACGUUUCCCUAUAUCGGGGAGAGAAAACGAGUACUUUUUGUUGGAAGUAUCCUCAGACGGAUCACGGCCUCUAGAUUUGAAACUCGUCGGAUCGGAAAGUACAGCCGUCUUUGUGACGAAAUUACGUCAAAGAAAGACCGCCGAGUACAAGCAUUCAAGUAACAGUUCCUCUAAGGAGGACUGGGAAGAGACCCUCGCUUCGAUCUUGGUCAAGCAGCAGCUAGCAUCCGAUAUUGAAAUUAGAGCCGAUGUCCAAUCGGCUAAGUCAAAAGUCACCCUCUCUUUCCAAAAGAAGAUAGAGGGCCUUGCACUACCACUUGGAUCCAUCACUCUUGAAGAAAGUGAGGAAACCGAAAUUUCCCCCUUUGAUUGGUGCGUCUCGGCUAUCGCAACCCGCGAGAAGGUCCAAGAAGACCUAAAUGCUGCUACCAUCAAAAUCCGAUCCCUCGAAGAAUCCCUUGGGGAGCUCAGAGAUCAAUUGGACGAGCUUGUUAAGGCAAAGGCGGAGGACGAAACCCAACUCCUUGAGAAGUUCAGGAAUCUUUUGAAUGAGAAAAAGGUUAAGAUUCGGCAGCAACAGCGUCUACUAGCUUCUGCAGAGGUGAACCCCGAAAAGCUUGCUAAAGUGGGCGGGAGCUUGGAUAAGCAGAAGCAUGUAGCUCAAGCUUCGCGUCCUUCGAAGCGGAAAGUGAAAAAAGAAGUCGAAAGCAGUGAUGAUGGGUUUGAAAAGAUGGACGUUGAUGAGAAAGAUCAGGACGACAGUAGCGUGGAGCCGGAUGCGGAGGGCCAUGGAGAUACAACACCAGAUGAUACCCCUAGCGGAACAGAUACAGACGACGACGACGAACCAGCGCCGCCAGCACAGAGCAAUGUCGAGGCACCACCACCACGACGCAAUCUACCAUUUAUGAAAAAUAAGCCUUCUGCCCCACCACCAAAGCCGGUCGACAAUGACGAAACAGAGUCGGAUGAGGAGUUGUAGACGUUUUUAGAUACCAAUACGAUAACGAGACUAUGUUUUCACGACGCAAAUACCACCUUGGUACCUAGGAGGCAGUGUAGUUGAUUAGGGCUUUUUAUUUUGAUUGACCAACCUAUUCGCUUAUAGUCUACGAAUUGAUUCACAAAAACACGGAUGUCAAGAAAGACCAUGAUAGGUACAAGAAUUAAAUUUUUUUGAUAUAUUAGAG
Molecule: messenger RNA, 1810 nt
Organism: Hypoxylon fragiforme
Lineage: Eukaryota; Fungi; Ascomycota; Sordariomycetes; Xylariales; Hypoxylaceae
Exons: 4
Coding region: 601-1602 (333 amino acids)
Biological process (GO): double-strand break repair; DNA recombination
Cellular component (GO): nucleus
Molecular function (GO): DNA binding
Source: RefSeq, a predicted model, not a curated record